This is a messenger RNA of Seminavis robusta, 3694 nucleotides long. The record is from the annotation of a GenBank genome assembly. Lineage: Eukaryota; Bacillariophyta; Bacillariophyceae; Naviculales; Naviculaceae.
AGUUCAGACAGCGGCACCUUGUCAAUUCGCUCCCAGCCAAUUCAACCAGUAUCAUUUCGCCACUGCAGCCAAACAGACACCUGAGUCCAGUCAAUCUGCCCAUUGUCACCGAAAACGGGGAGGAUGACCACCAUCAGGAUGACUCGACUCGCUCCAUCAGCUAGUUUUUGCUGGGUCUCCAAGCUCAAGAAUGACACGUUUUUGAAUGACAAGUGGACACCAAAUUGCUCCUGCCUUGUUUGAAAAGUCUGGUGUACGUGCUGCAAUUCCUCUUAUACUCUAACUACCUAUCGAGCAUCAUCAGCAGUAGGCCAAGUGCUCUGCUUUCGUGUGAAGGCAAGCAAGAGAUCGACGCAGCAUCCCCAACAGCCACUUAGCUCAGGGCUUGGUUCCCAGCAGUUUUGGAUUGUUGAAUUCGAUAUGAAUAGCAGCAUACUAGACUGGUACUAGUACUACUAGUAGCCACAAUAACAGACUGAGGAACUUUCCUUUUCCUUCGGCCACCAUGGUUGUGAGGCUCCAGCGAUUGAUCAAGAACGCCACCUUCAAUUUUUGAACCUUCAGCUUAUGUUGGCAUCCCAAGGUUUUCAAUAAGAAGCAUCAUGUGCUGUAAUUUGUCAAGAGACAGUAGUAUUCCGACAACGCAGACUGCUGGGUGGUAACAUCUUGUUCCCAACCAAUAGCUACUCUAGCUAGCUAGAGCGCAGGAGCGAAGCCAAGGGUUCUAUGAGCUGUGCUGUGCUACUGUAAGAACCCUUUAAUCAGCUUGACAGCUUGGCUGUCUUUAUGAAGGCACGGAAAGUUUCCGUGAUUACGUAACGUUCCGUCCGUCUUCCGAGUCUCAUUUGACUGGAGCUGCUUUGGUCAGGUGGCAGUGGUGGACGGUAUUGAAAGCAUUAGGCACUGGAUUUAUCAGGCGCUCGUUUUGGAUCGCACAGAGUUCGCCAGCACUUCCAAGCACUAAAAUCGCUCACAUUUCUUGGAAAAGGAGGAGCGAAGGGAAGACUAUGAUGAUGACCAGCCACAAAUUGAAGCAAAUGGCUUUGAUGGACAACCGACGACUCCAGACAAAACCACAGCAAACGACCAGACGAAACUCCCCAACGACAACAGACCCAACCCGUUCAAUAACAGACACAAUAAUAAGAAGCACACUCAGUACAGUACACCUACCAUAGUACACUGCGCGGAUGACAGUGCACACAUCACUGCAAUCGUAUCGCUGUGCGGUGCAAGGAUAGACCGACGCUCUUCGAGUGUUGUUCCCCCCUUUCGUUACCUUCGCUCCACAAAACAAAACACUUUUUUUUUAAAAGACUAGUAGAGGGAUCGUCAAGCUAAACGCACCGUCAAUCAGCGGAAGAGAGCAGCGGCAGAGAGGGAACAGUCCACAAGAAGACGACGCCAUACUCUUGCACACAGCCGCAGCCGACCGCAAGAAUCAGCAAUAUCGCCGUCAACAAGCAGCAGCAACAACAGCAGCUCGAAGUGUUCGCAGCAGGCGGACAGACGUAGCAGCAUACAACAAGGACGGCUUCAAAGAGGUGCUCUAACAACAAGUUCUCGCUCUGUUGGACUUAGUAGUUAGAAGCAAGCACCAAAGCAAAGAAGAACCACUUCCCCGUCACGUCUGUACGGUACUUCGAUUGUCCUUCUUCAACCAAGGACCCUUCGUCCUCGAGAGGAGAAAAAAAAUCCAUUGCUGAAAAGCAACACACUUACACAAAGCAGCCAUUUUGAUGCCAAGAGAAGAGAGUGCUAAAAAUAAAGUCGCAACAAAUAGUCGCGGUGUAGCACCCUCGCUCUCUACCACAAAAAGAACAUCAAUCGAAGAGGACGGCCUCACCACGGGUUUCGACGAAGAUCGAACUACCAAAUCGCCAGAACGUCUCAAGGAGGACGACAACAAGGAGGAGGACGACGAAUCGAAUUCGACCAUGCUGCUGGUGGACAAUGAGCUUGUCCUCGACCUCACCGAAGAACAAGAAGAUUACCAUGUGGUCCUCAAGAGGGCUAGAGAAGAAGUCCUAAACUCGGAUAUUCGUGAAUUUACUUUGGUAUCGCAUCUCUCCAGAAAGUUUCCAGUGAGAGACUUGGCAGAGAUUCUAGAGAAAACAAACAACCUGCGGAGCCUUAGUUUGUUUUCUGUUGCUCUUAGUGGCAGGACCGCAGAUUUUGAUUUCCUGGCCCAGGUGUUGCGUGGACACAAACAACUGAAAGAAGUCCACAUGGUAGACUGUGGCAUGUUGGGGGCAUGGGAAGCCCCCCCGGGCAGUGAAUCCAUUUCCACAAGUACGACGAGUACCCUGGAAGCCUCACAAAGGAAGCGUCCUAAAUUGAGCUCUCGAGCCAAGGAGCUGGCCACAAAAUUGAAGCCACCCCCAGGUCCUCAACCCACCACAGACGUAUCGACGGCGGCAAUGUCGACAUCGGCCAAGUCAAAGACCUCGGGCGCCACGGCCAUGUCCACUUCAGGUGGCACAUUGGCAAUGUCAACUUCGAGUACCGGAGGUCCGUCUACGGCGAAUCCCAGCACAGCUGCCGUCGCGAGCAGUUCUUCGAGGAAAAGAACCGCUGCCCAGCUACGAUCACCCGUCGUGCCAAGAUCAAAGAAUCUCGACUCAUCGGUAUCUGCUAGCUCCAAGGAAAUCUCUUCAGCGUCUACCCGUCUGGGUGAAAAGGUUCCCACCAUGGAUGCCAUUCUGAAUGCAUUGGCCACCAUUAACACUUUGACCAAUGUAGAGCUUUACGGAAUCCCCUCCGGGAAGUACGACAAGCUCAGUGAUGGCGACCAAGAAUCGAACCAUCAAGCGGUCUUGGCCGAGGGCGAAGGCGAUCAGGAUAUUCCAAUGGUACCAAUGGCAAAUGGUGAUUCUUACACCCACUCGGAUGAAGAUUUCCUGGCGGAUUACGAUGAGGACAUUAGAGGGAUUCCAGGCAACGGACGACCGGUGUGUUCCCUCACCAAGAAGCUGUCACUUCUGAUGAGCCCCGAGUCUAUUGGUGCGAUUUGCCGUGGGCCCAAUCUGAGCCAGAUUGGAUUCGAAGACUUGAACCUCCAGCACAGACACAUUGAGCUCAUUGCAGAGGCUCUCUCUUUAAAGGGGUGCAAGGUCAAAGAGCUCAAGAUGUGGGGCUGCAACGUCGAUGAUAAGAGCUCCGAUGCAAUCGCACGGAUGCUCAAGGUGAACGUGUCACUGGAGAAGCUGGACUUGUCGUACAAUCACAUUAAAGAUAAGGGCUGCGUCGCCAUUGCCAAUGCGUUACGUGGCAACACGACAUUGAGAUGUCUAAAUAUUAUGGGAAACGAGUGUGCCGAAGACUACGACAAGGAGAGCAAAGGGGGGUGCUACGAGGCACUAAUGGAUCUUUUGAAGGUUAACGCCACGCUGAAGGAUCUCAUCUUGGAACCCUUCGAACAGGAUGACGAUUCGGAUGGUGGUAUCCCAGAGUUCAUUAUCAUACCCGCCGAUUACAAAGACGAUGCAUCCUCUGCCUCUGAGUAGAUUGGUUGGCGUCGAAAACAGGGGGGAAAGCCCGCGCACACAGACCAAGCUCGCUUCCGUGAAUUACAUGCGGCAAACAAACACCGUUGAUAGAUCUUGACCGAUUUCAAAGCUUUGUCUAGCAAAUUGUAUAUACUAUUUUGACACAUUGUUUUACUCUACCCACAUUUAUUUGUCCUCUCCGCUGG